AACAGGCUGUCUGCCAGAGGCCUGCUGGGGCCCAGCCUUGCGUAGCCCCUGGGGAACCAGUGUGCAGUCCAUGCUCUGCCCUCAAAGGGCUUUGCCCUGGUGCAGCAGACAGCAGCGAGCACGGCAGCCCUAGGAAGCCCGAGCAGAAGGGACAGUGUUAGGGCCAGCAGCCACAGCGACCCUCCAUGGCAGGGUGAGGAGAUGCAGGCUAGCCUGGCCUGCAGGGUGCCCCUUGUGCCAUCCAGGGGCCAGGAAGUCCAGUCCAGCCCCUGCCUGUGUAUGAAAGGGCCACAGCGCAGCGCAGGGCGACCUGGUUAGAGUGACACACCAUUGCACCCCACACGCUGCUCUGUGCGAAUCAGAUGCCCCCAGGUGACCCUCACAGCAGACCCACUAUAGGUGAGGAAACUGAAGCUCUGAUCAUGCAGGCAGAAACUGCCAGAGGAAGCCUUUAAAGCCAAGUAAUCUGACUCCAAGGCUGAGGUCCCAGCCAGUGCAGCUAUUUAUUGUGAUGCUUUGGGUGGGUCCUUUCCCGUCUUUGGGCCCGAUUGGCUCUGGGGGGUUAGAUGAGACCUCUGAGGAUCCUGCCCGCCCUCACCAGUGACUGGUUGGUCGCAACAUGGUCUUUUCCACUUGGCCACUGUGAGAGUAUAACCUUGGGCCCCCUGCAGCAGUCGGGGUCAGGGCUGCUGAACCAGAAUAAGCCCAUUUUCCACAGAUUCCCAGACCUGUGUCCAGUGAGCUUUGCGGUUCAUUCAGGGUAUUCCCAAAGAGGAAUCCUGGGCCCUGAUGAUGAACUACUGAAUAUGAGAGUAAUACCAGCAUACACAGGCAGGCCAAACAUGCUGCCAGUCUUGGCUUGUGGAGCAAACUGGUUCCCACCCCACCCUGCCCCUUGUCAGGUCAUCAGGAAACACUAUUUAAGGACUUCUUAUGCUAAGUUGUUUAUAUACAUUAGCUCUCUUAAACCUCGCUACAUCUCAGAGAUAGCCACCAUGUUCCCCCAUGUUAAAGAUGAGGAAACUGAAGCUUAGACAGGUGAAGUUAGCUGCCCCAAAUUCCAUAGCUAAUGAGGGGUGUGAGACAUCAUACUGCCUGCAACACCCAACAGGUGGCUUUUGUCUUAGAUCCCGCUCACCACGCGGACUACACAGGCUCCUGUCAGACCGGAAAUGCUGCCAGCAGGGCAGUAAGAAGCAGGCCUUUUCAGUGGGGUAGUCAUUACAGAGCCCACAGUCACCCAGGACUAUCCUUUGUUACCCAGGUUGCAGCUCAGGUUUAAGGGGAUAAGACAUACCAGGGAGAAGUGGGGUUCACCUUGGAUUAGAAGUAUCACACCCCAGGGCAGCCAGUAGCUUCCCCACUGCCAUCAGCAGAGCUUCCAGGUCUGGGCAGGACGUGCCGGCUGAGUCCCUGCCCUUAGGAGGCCCCACAGGCAGGGACGUGCACAGUCCAUGCGCUGCCUCCUAGGCCAGGUGACUUACAGUCGGGGCAGUUCUGCUGUAAGCACUGUUCUUUGAAAUGGUCGACACUCCAUUUUUAUCUGGUUUCCAAGGGAACAGAACCAGAAAGGUAACCAAAUGUUAAAUUCUACAGAAGAGAGGAUUUGUUACCCUUUUACUCAUGCUGCCCUAGCCCCUGGGCAGGAUUGAAUUGAAUUGAAUGUCAUUUAUGAGAAACAAAAAGCAAAAAACCAGCCUAAACUUUUGAAACUAUUUCACAAAGCCAAGCUUUCUAAUAGUGACCCAGAGUCAUCCAAAGAAGCUGACGGGGUCUCUGGCAGGUGAGGCCACACCGUUGACCCCAACAGGGCAGCCACCCACGCAGCGGGAAGGCACAUGGGAAAGCAGGACUGAGCACAGAGGCUUCCCGAGAGCAGCUUCCCGUGCCCACCCUCAUCGCCAUGACAAGGAGAGACGCUGACUCUGGUGCUAAAGAGCAUGAGGAAAGAAAAACCCAGGCCCUUGAGGAGAGAAAGUCCAGGCUCCACUUAGGGCUGAAUCCUUUGAGAACCUCUAUGCCCGGUCCCCCCCUCCCCUGUGACCACUCCCCACCUGCCAGCCACAUCAUGGCCUGUGUCCCUGGGCUCUGCGCUGUCUCUCUUGUCCCGGCCAUUAGUCCUGAGCGGAAGUGUCCACACCACUCCUCUUUGGUGUUUUGUGGAACAACCUGGGGCCCUUCUCUGGCCUGUGGCACUGGUGGGCCCAGUAGACACACUAUCUCUGCCCUCAUGCCCAAUGCCAUGACCCCUCCUCAGAAGAAGCACAGGUGACUUGCCGCUCGUCUUUACAACCAAGGCUGAAAGCAUGGAAAUCAUUCUGCUUGAGGGACUCCAGACACUUUCUCCUCCCUCUGUCGUCCCUCUGCUUUUUGCAGUCUCCUGUAACUUAAGGGCCCAAGUCCCCCCAUCCCAUCAGGGAAGCUCCACAGCUGGAAACCUGCAGGCCAAGUGAGAGAAUUAUGUAUUUGUGCUUGGCCUGCAACAACCAAAGCCACUGAGGAUGGUUCCGGGGCCAGCAGCCAGUAGGUCCCAGGGUAUAGGCACCGGGCCCGAGAUACCUUUGGGCUGUGGGCCGACCCUGUCAGAGGGUAGGCAGGAAUCCUCCAGCCGCUGGUACGCAAGGGAGGAGUCAAGGCAGACUGGCGUGUUCCUGGGGCCAAAGGGUGAAGGCUGCCUCUAUCUACACCCCACCCUCCCCUGAGUCCCGGAGUGUGCUCUCCUGGCAUCCUGUCCUCUCCAGCAUAAGGCUGAGCUCAGUCCCCGCCCACACCCCUCCCCUGCCCCUCAGCUGGGGUUCCUAGGCAGCUUGCUCAGACACCCAUGCUUUCUGUGGUGUCAGGGAUCCCAGCCACAGGCGCCACCCAGUGGACACUCUCCAGAUAACGUGAGAAGAGCCCUAUCUACAGCCUCCCUCUGCCCCUCAUCUUUGGGCCCACCUCACAUUCUUUAAAUUCAAGAAGUCUUUUACCUCCAGUGCCAAGGAGGGUUGUCAGUAAGGUCACGGACAUCCAGUAAGACGACUGAAGGGAGCUGCUUGUUCCACAACACUGAACUCAUGUCCGCCACCACCUAGCUCCUACAAAGCCUGGGGUGCUGUAAAUAACCCAGUUACACUGCAGUGCAUUUCAGUAUUUAAAAUAUCAUUUUGCAAAUGUAUUUAGUGCUUACAAUGAAAGACAGUUUUUAUCCCCCCGGCCAAAAAAAGAUGGAACUGAUGUUCAACUCACAGAAGGUUAACAGAGCCCAGGGAAAUAUGUAAUACAAUCAUUGACAGAGAUUUCCAGUAAGAAUGGGGAAAGAUUUGGCACUCAAAUCCGUUUGGGAAAUUUCAUGCCAAACAGCUGGUUGAUAGUGAGGACCCUGGUACAUGUCUCAUCUGUCAGGGCACCUCUCCUGGCCUGCUGUCGGUCUCUGCCUAACUCAACAUGGCUUAACAGCCUAAAUCAGCCACAGCCCCCCUUGUACACUUUCUGUGAGAACAGCUCAUGAUGGCAGAGUCUAGAAAGGCCUGAAGAGGAGGACCCCGGAGAGCUUAGAGCUGUUACCCCGUAACUCUUGGCAUGGAUGCAGAGACCAGGCAGCGCUGGCUGCAGAGUCCCUCCCCAGAGCCUCACAGUACCACCUCUCAGGGCCUGGGGCCUCUUCCUUGCCCCCACACCACAGUCGCUCAGGUUCCCCACCCAAGCUUCUGCCUCAGUCCCUCAGGGAAACAAAAUUUCAUUAGCAUCUUCAGAACGGGCUGCUCAGAAGCGGAGGUCAACCUUUGCAUCUGCCCUUGGACACCACCCUCCGCCCCACACCCCACUGGAGCUUGCAGAGGCAGUGGGCAAGUGCCGCCGACAUCUGCGUGAGGAAAGGCGCUGUCACAGCCCCCACCCACCCAGGAACAGAUUUCUGCUAAUAAAGACCGUGUAUCACCUGAAUCUUGGUACCUGUCGAAUAGCAGGUGACAGCCCUGUCCUUCAAAAGAGAUGGCAAUGCUUGACCUAUUUCUCAGGGCUCUUCAGGACAGGAACCAUCUCUGCAGCGCUGGAACCAACUGCAUUCUGAUCCCCGCUCAGGGAGCCUGGGAUUGGUGACUGAGGUGGGAGGUGAGGCCCAGUGUGGGCACACGGGCCUGGAGAGGCCUGGCAGAGGGAGGAAGUGUGUCUUCAGCCCCUGGAUUCUAGGAGCUGUCCGGAAGGAGCCCUGCACCAAGCUGCACGGGACGUCUGUCUACAUGGGGGUGGGGCGUCAAGGAGAAGUGUUCCUGACCCUCUUCACAGCCUACCUGCUGGAGGCAUUGUCGACUCUCCUGAGCUCACAGAGGUGGCUGCACAGGCCCCGCCCACUUCCCAUGGCCCUGGCUCCCCCUCCUGAGCCAAGCCCCUAAGUGCCCUGGGGAGCUGCUGGCCAGGGGUCAGGGGUCUGUGGGAGCUGAGGGCUGGCACCUCCCAUGCUCCCCCAGGAACCAUCAGGACAUGAGGGUCAUAGGCCUUCCUCUUCCCCCUAUUCCUGUUUGCUCUGAACAUCCCCACUCCAGCAGUGGUGGCCCCCAGACCCUGACUGCCUUAAGGAUCCAAUCUGAAAAGAUGCAGGCCAGCCGUACCUGCCACAGAGACCGGAGGCUGGGUGUGUGUGGGUGAGUGGAGGGGCUGGUGUGUGCACAGCUCAGGAGCAAGGUCCCUGGCCUAGUGAGAGGUGGUGGGGGACGUACCCAAGGGCCCAGCUCUGACCCUCACUUCUGCUCCCUGGACCCAAACCAGAGGAUUUGGUCUAGACAAACCUCAAAUUAUAUGUAUAUAUGCAAACACUGUUGUCCUGUGAGGGGCCACAGCUUCCAUCAGUGUACCCAUAGCAUAAGAACCUCUCUCUAAACCCUCUGACCCAGCCUAACCCCUUCAGAGCCUCUGCUGGGCUCACACCAGCUUCAGAGCAGGCAAGAAGCCCAAGGGGUCCGUGACUAAUCCUCAGAGCCCUGGGUUAAUGCCCCAGCCUGGGGCUUCCUGAGGGAAGACAGGCCCGCUGGGGCCAAUGACAGGAUAUGGGGGCCCCUCAGAGACCUGAGUUCUGCCUCUGCCCCUCUUGGGUCAUAUCGCCUCAGUCUUCCCUUCUGUGGAAAUGGACCGGCAGGCGCACACGCUCUGUUCGCUGGCUCAGCUCUGCCUCCCCUCCUCCCUGUCCUAGGCCUUGGGUGGGUGGCAGGGCCCUUCCUGCUGGCCCUCUGCCCACCCUCUCUCUCUCUGGCCCUCCUCAGCCCCUGUCAAUCUGUGAACCUCCCCAGAGCCUCGGCCUCCCCGAGUCCCCUGGGAGGCCCUGGGCCAGGCUGAGAGCCCAGGGCCCUGGGAGGAGCAGCCCGCGGUGAGGAAUCCUAGAAGCCCCUCCAGGGCAGGCCCCUCCAGAGACUCACAGGAAGAGACCACCAAAACACAGGCGCACCCCCGACCGCCGCCAUGGAGCCCCCAGGCAAGCAGCCCCUGCGGGAGCUCCCCCCAGAAGAGCCCCCGCCUGAGGACUCAGGUGCCAAGGCAGCUCCCAGCAGGCACAUUCUCUUCGUGGGCCACCUGAACCCCCAGUUCUCGGUGCCAGUCCUCACCUGCCUGCUGAGAGAUGCCCUGGAGCGGCUCGAACUGCCGGUGGCUCGAGAGCACAUCGAGGUCGUCCGGCGGCCACGCCAGGCCUACGCGCUGGUGCAGGUGGCCACCCCCGAGGACACCCUGGCCUCCCUGCCCCGGCGCCUGCACAGGGCCUGGGGGCAGCACCAGAUCAUCAAGGAACUGGUGGCCCGCGGGAAGGAGCCAGUGCUGGGUGAGGGCCGGGAGCUUUCAAACCGCCGAGAGCAGGAAGAGGACACUGGCCCCAGCCCCCAGCAAGCCAGGCCGGCCCGACCCCUUCCUACCCGGGCACUGGGCCCACAAGGAGUCUCCCCCAGCUGGCCCAGCGGCACGCGCUCAGACAGCGCCAUCACGGACCAGGGCAUUCUGGGCCAGGAGCGCCUCUUCCAAGGCGCCUUCCUGGGCAACGAGACGCGCAACCUGGAGUUCAAGCGCGGCGGCGGCGAGUACCUGAGCCAGGCCUUCAAGCACCACCUGCGGCGCUACGUGUGCGCCUUCCUCAACAGCGAGGGCGGCAGCCUGCUGGUGGGCGUGGAGGACAGCGGCCUGGUGCAGGGCGUCCGCUGCAGCCACCGCGACGAGGACCGCGUGCGCCUGCUGGUGGACUCCGUCCUGCAGGGCUUCAAGCCCCAGGUCUUCCCCGACGCCUACAGGCUCACCUUCAUCCCCGUGGUCAGCACCUCCACCACCGACACCCUCCUCAAGGUGAUCCGCCUGAGCGUGCAGGCUCCCAAGGCCCAGGCCGAGCCGCAGCUCUAUGAGACCGACCAGGGGGAGGUGUUCCUGCGGCGGGACGGGAGCAUCCAGGGCCCGCUGUCCGUCAGCGCCAUCCAGGAGUGGUGCAGGCAGAAGUGGAUGGCCGAGCUGAGCAAGCUGGAGGAGAGGCUGCAGGCGCUGAUGGCGGAGAAGGAACAGCUCCAGCAGCAAGUGCAGCAGCACAGGCCCGUCUCCUGCACCUGCUGCGUCUUGUGAGGGCCUAGUGCCCCACCUGGAACAUGCGGGGCUUUCCUGCUUGACCCCAGGUUCCCCCCAGUAAAACCAGUCUGGGCUGCUCAGAGGUGGACAGGAACACUGCACUUCCUGGCUCCUGUGACACCGUGCAUACAGGCUGGUCCCCACGUAGUGUCAGUCCUGAGCAGACCCUGGGCUGUGUAGCUAAGAAACUGCUCUUAGCAUGAGCCCUCCCCCCAAAU
Molecule: messenger RNA, 6788 nt
Organism: Bubalus bubalis (water buffalo)
Lineage: Eukaryota; Metazoa; Chordata; Mammalia; Artiodactyla; Bovidae
Gene: SLFNL1
Product: schlafen like 1
Exons: 4
Coding region: 5434-6567 (377 amino acids)
Source: RefSeq, a predicted model, not a curated record